AUGGCUUUGCCAAAAUCACGCCCGCGACAAGGCCAGCUCGGGAGCCGCAAGUCUCAUGACGGAUGCAUCACCUGCAAGAUCAGAAAGCUAAAGUGCGAUGAGCAGCGUCCCGCCUGUAAAAGGUGCCUGACGACAGGGAGAAAAUGUGAUGGCUACGUUCACGCUGGGGAGAAGGGAUCCUGGAUUGCUUGGUCACCAAGCGCGAACCACGCAGUGAUGCAAGUAAAAUCCCCCCCAACGUACGCGAGCGUUGAGCAGAUCGAGGUCCAAUCAUUUGAGUUCUUUGUGCUGCGAGUCGUGCCUGAUUGUUCACGGACAGUGGAUGAACACUUUUGGCGUCGCCUCCUCCCUCAGCUCAGUCACUCGGACCCCGUGAUUUGGGACGCUGUCAUUGCUCUGUCGUCUCUGAUCCAACACUUUCAGUCCUCCGGCCAGUCUACAGUGGCAGAAAUCAAGACAGCCCCUGUUGUGAAGGGAGAUCAUCGAAGGGCUUUGGCAUGGUACGGCAAAUCGAUUGCUCGGCUACGGGCUGGGCUGAAACAAGGAGCCACUCGGCCAACCACUGCUGUAAUAUCUUGCAUCUUAUACAUUUGUAUAGAGUGCCUGCAAGACCAUCCUUCCGAGGCAAUAGCGCUCUAUCAACGGGCUGUCGCCAUGAUGGAAGCAACAGCAGAACCCGAGCAUCAGACUUGCCGGACAACGCAAUCCGAGAGCUCUGUCGCAAGCACCGUCCGAGCUUUGUUACAAAACAUGUCUGCAUCGCAAAGACUCCCUCUCAGCCGGGGAAUGGUUUUCAAUAAUCCGCCUUUGGAGACACUAUCGGCCGCCAGGGAUAGUCUCUUUGUCCUCCUGUUUGCCGCGCACGAUUUCCUCGUGGAUACGAGAGAGAUCAGAACCGACAAACCCAAAGACUGGACACCACCGUCGGAUCUGAUUGCCCGACAGCAGCAAAUUCGAAUGGACUUUCUGAAGUGGCACUCGGCUUUUGAAGACAUGACCAAGUGUCCCGAGAGAGCAUCCAUUGAGGAUGAAGUCGAGCGCUACUCCCUCCUGCAUGUGGUGUACGGCUAUUAUUUCAUCCUGGUGUGCACCGGUUUGAGCAUGUAUGAGACGGACUUCGACGAAUUUUUCCCCAUGUUUCAGAACAUGGUCGACCACGCCAGCCGAAUCAUUGCCCCCAAAAGCGAAGAGCUGCGGCCCGUCUUCAUGUUCGAGACGCGAGUCAUUCCUUCGCUGUUUGGUGUUGCAGUCAAGUGUCGGCACCCAGUCAUCCGUCGGCAGGCGAUCUCCCUACUCCGAAAUGGCACUCAGGUGGAAAACACUUGGAGAGCCGACACGAUGGCUGAUAUCGCCGAGUGGUCGGUAGGCAUUGAGGAAUCAGGCAGUGUUCACGGGGUUUUCUGUCCACAGCCUCCUUCCCAGAUGGAUCUGCCACCCGAAAACCAUCGCCUGCACUGGAGUCAGAUGGUCGAACUGCGAGACUCUGACGGACGAGCCACCAAGUUUCACCAAGUUCGAAAGUGGGAGCAAGAUGACAAUCAGGUGUGGUCAUUGGUUGACCAUAUGCGCGGACUGCUUGCGUUGAGGCUGUCGAAAGGGGAGUUUCAGAUUUCUCGAUUAUCCGUCUCUGACGAGUGA
This is a messenger RNA of Fonsecaea multimorphosa CBS 102226, 1638 nucleotides long. RefSeq lists its product as uncharacterized. NCBI's taxonomy places the organism in Eukaryota, Fungi, Ascomycota, Eurotiomycetes, Chaetothyriales, Herpotrichiellaceae. The transcript has 2 exons. The record is from RefSeq and is a predicted model, not a curated record. Bases 1 to 1638 code for a protein of 545 amino acids. Gene Ontology annotation, biological process: regulation of DNA-templated transcription. Gene Ontology annotation, molecular function: DNA-binding transcription factor activity, RNA polymerase II-specific; zinc ion binding.